Molecule: messenger RNA, 2196 nt
Organism: Amphiprion ocellaris (clown anemonefish)
Lineage: Eukaryota; Metazoa; Chordata; Actinopteri; Pomacentridae
Product: solute carrier family 25 member 45
Exons: 7
Coding region: 162-1031 (289 amino acids)
Biological process (GO): transmembrane transport
Cellular component (GO): mitochondrion
Molecular function (GO): transmembrane transporter activity
Source: RefSeq, a predicted model, not a curated record
GAGGGGGCGCUGUGGAAUAUGAUGCAGACUGUAAAAUGUUAUGCCACAGUCUAUGGCUACUUCCGAGCUGAGACACUAGCGGAGCUGUGAUUUCUCAGAGCCGGACUGUGCAGAGAAACAAUGAGGUGACGCAGACAGAAGGUUGUGGAACUGCACAAGUCAUGCCUUUCUUGGAAUUCAUAGCCGGAAGCAUUUCAGGUGCUGUUGGACUUGCAGUUGGACAUCCUUUAGAUACUGUGAAGGUGCGCCUGCAAGCCCAGUCUGCGUAUAAGGGGAUAUUUCACUGUGUGGCUAAAACGUAUGCUCAUGAAGGGCUCAAUGGAUUCUUCAAGGGCAUGGCAUUUCCGGUGCUGACCACCGGCAUCACCAACUCCGUUGUAUUUGGCUCUUACAGCAAUGCUUUAGAUUACCUCACUCAGUCUCCGCGUAGCGAACGCAGUCAAUGCAAGCCGGCCUCUGCUGCACAGGUCUUUGCUGCCGGCUCCUUCUCAGGACUGGUGCAGGUGCUGGUUUGUGCACCCAUUGACCUGGUAAAGGUGCGCCUGCAGGGUCAAACAGCCGCUGACCGUUACCGCGGACCCUUCCACUGCGUUGCUGUCAUCCUGAAGGAGGAGGGUCCCCGGGGUCUGUUCAGAGGAGGGCUGGCCCUCGCUCUGAGAGAUGUACCCUGCUACGGACUCUACUUCCUGCCUUACGAAGUGACUCGUAGUGCUCUGAGUGAGAGCGGUCAAGAGCCAGGUAGUUUUGCAAUACUGAUGGCGGGUGGUGUAGCCGGUGUGGUGACCUGGGCCUGUGCCACACCCAUGGACGUUGUGAAAGCUCGGCUCCAGAUGUCGGGUGCCGGCGGCCGGCUGUACAGCGGGGUCCUCCACUGCAUGAGAGUGAGCAUCAGGGAGGAGGGAGUGAGGGUCUUUUUCAAAGGCCUCCUCUUGAACUGUCUGAGAGCCUUCCCUGUCAACGCUAUCACAUUCCUCAGCUACGAGAGUCUCAUGAAGAUUUUCUAUCCACCAGCAAAACCAACUCAUUCUUGAGUGUGAAUAGAGGCAAAAUGAAAUGACCUCUUGUGGAGAUUUUAUAAUACAAUUUGACUGUGAGUUUCAUGUUCUUAUGGUUAUUUUGUUUUCCACUGAAACGGUGAUUUAAGAUGAUGAGUACUAAAAUACGGUUUAAAGUCUUCAUGGAAUAGGUCAACUCUCAUGUGGCUAAUGUCAGAAACAGAGACACUUUGAAGGUGACAUAUUUUGCCUUUAGUUAGGUGUCCUGUGACCUAAUCAGCUUUGAUUAAAUAUAUCAGUGUUAAGCUGUUUAAUAGAAAUCACAUCCACUAUACUUGACAAAACGAGGAUGGAAAUUAUUACAUUUGUUGCACAUAAAACACAAACAUUUACCAUUUUUUUUUACUAAGGGGAAUUAAAGUACAGUAAAGGGUUUUCUUAAUAAACAAUACAAACAAAUGUAGUUGAUUUUAUAUAAAUCUUGACAGUCAUGGAUAAAUAAAUGAGCAACUAGGUGGAAGAGAAUACCCGAUCUUUGGUGUUUAGUUUAAAAUAGUUGAGAUUAUAUAAAGUAAAAUCAAAACUGAAACAUUCCAUAGGGCUCAAAGCUCUGGACAUAAUAGAGAGUAGACAGAUUCUGAUGUGUUGUCACACUUUUGAAUUCCAUUGAACUGUAUAUACAUGUAAAUGUUUUUAAAAUUGCAUUGUAUUGAUUGUACAAAACUAUCACAAGCACCUUUUGCCUUUUUCCACAUGCAUAUUUUCAGUCGCGAGUAGCAUUAAAACACCUCAACACCUCUUCGCUGCGCUCAUGUCAGCAGCAUGCCGUAAGUGCUUUACUCUAAACUUCUAACUCGAUGUAAUUAUUUCAAUACUUUGUCACUUUUUUAUGUUCAAAGCAAUAUUAUAAACUGACAUUCACACUUAACACAACAGCAGAGCCAUAUUCAGAGCUUUAGUAGUAAAUGCUUCUAUAUUAUCAUCCACAAAUGACGGAUGUAUUCAUCUCAUUCGUUCAUUUUUGAUACUUUGAAGCACAUUGUUGUUCGUUGUGUAAAUAAUCUAGUCUACUCUAAGCAGUGGUAAAGACCUGAGGUAAAGUCAUGGGCUUCACUACAGAGGCUACAGAAGACUAAACAAACCAGUGUCGACCACCACAUUAAUAAAAUUCGACACCAUGUUUGGAGUCCAUCCCAGCUGA